CCCCUCGGGGCGGGUCACGUGACCCGGCGGCGGCGGCGGCGCCCGGCGCGGUGGACGCUGGAGGCCCAAGAUGGCGGCGGAGCUGGUGGAGGCGAAGAACAUGGUGAUGAGUUUCCGGGUCUCAGAUCUUCAGAUGUUGCUGGGUUUUGUUGGCAGGAGUAAAAGCGGACUUAAACACGAACUAGUGACCCGAGCUUUGCAGCUGGUCCAGUUUGACUGCAGCCCUGAGGUGUUCAAGAAAAUCAAGGAGCUCUACGAGACUCGUUACAGCAAGAAGAGCUCGGAAGUGGCUCCGCCGCCGCCCCCGCAGCAGCAGCAGCAGCAGCCGCAGCCCCGGGCCGAGGCCCUGCCCUUACACUCGUCCUACGACCGCGGCAGCGCCGUGGCUCGGACUCUGCCCACCCCCAACAUCGACUACCCCGCCCUCUACGGCAAAUACCUGAACGGACUCGGGAGGUUGCCUCCCAAAGUUGCCAAGCCCGAGGUUCGCCUGGUCAAGCUCCCUUUCUACACCACCCUGGACGAGCUGCUGAAGCCCACGGAGCUGGUCCCCCAGAACAACGAGAAGCUUCAGGAAAGUCCGUGUAUUUUUGCAUUAACCCCGAGACAAGUGGAGCUGAUCCGAAAUUCCAGGGAGUUGCAACCCGGGGUGAAAUCAGUUCAGGUGGUGCUAAGAAUCUGCUACACAGACACCAGUUCUCCUCAGGAGGAUCAGUACCCUCCCAACAUCGCCGUGAAGGUGAACCACAGUUACUGCUCCGUGCCGGGCUACUACCCAUCCAACAAACCCGGAGUGGAACCCAAAAGGCCCUGUCGUCCCAUCAACCUCACGCACCUCAUGUACCUGUCGGCGGCCACCAACCGCAUCACGGUGACCUGGGGCAACUAUGGCAAGAGCUACUCGGUGGGGCUGUACCUGGUGCGACAGAUGACCUCGGCAGAGCUGCUCCAGAGGUUGAAAACCAUCGGGAUCAAACACCCCGAGCUCUGCAAAGCACUUGUGAAGGAGAAGCUACGCCUGGACCCGGACAGUGAAAUCGCCACCACGGGUGUCCGGGUGUCCCUCAUCUGUCCGCUGGUGAAGAUGCGUCUGUCGGUGCCGUGCCGGGCGGAGACCUGCGCGCACCUGCAGUGCUUCGACGCCGUCUUCUACCUGCAGAUGAACGAGAAGAAGCCCACGUGGAUGUGCCCUGUGUGUGACAAACCUGCCCCCUACGACCAGCUCAUCAUCGAUGGGCUCCUGUCCAAGAUCCUGACGGAAUGUGAAGACGCGGAUGAGAUCGAGUACCUGGUGGACGGCUCCUGGUGUCCCAUCCGAGCUGAGAAGGAGAGGAGCUGCAGCCCCCAGUGCCCAAUCUUAGUUCUAGGCUCCUCGGAUGUGAACGGGCUCCUUCCCCCCCCUGCCGGGAACGGCGAGAACGGCAAAGCCCCCGCGGAUGUCGUGGAUUUAACACUGGACAGCUCAUCCUCCGAGGAAGAGGAGGAGGAGGACGAGGAAGAGGAUGAUGAUGACGAGGGACCCCAACCCAAACGACGCUGCUCUUACGAGAAAGGUUUAGUCUCUGCCUGCUGACGUGGCUCCGCGUCCCCACGGACACACUUGAAUACUCUGGUGCUUAUUAAACUGGAGGAAAGGGGGAGAACGUCCUCUCCCACCUCAUCUCCCUCCCUCCCUCAUCUCCUCUGA
This is a messenger RNA of Pipra filicauda (Wire-tailed manakin), 1687 nucleotides long. RefSeq names its product protein inhibitor of activated STAT 4 (gene PIAS4). The transcript is spliced from 11 exons. Gene Ontology annotation, biological process: regulation of transcription by RNA polymerase II; protein sumoylation. The coding region runs from base 71 to 1573 and encodes 500 amino acids. NCBI's taxonomy places the organism in Eukaryota, Metazoa, Chordata, Aves, Passeriformes, Pipridae. Gene Ontology annotation, molecular function: zinc ion binding; SUMO ligase activity; transcription coregulator activity. The record is from RefSeq and is a predicted model, not a curated record.